Messenger RNA from Oryza sativa Japonica Group (Japanese rice), 1471 nucleotides. Its product is annotated as probable glycosyltransferase At5g25310. The record is from RefSeq and is a predicted model, not a curated record. Lineage: Eukaryota; Viridiplantae; Streptophyta; Magnoliopsida; Poales; Poaceae. Gene Ontology annotation, molecular function: glycosyltransferase activity.
AUGGCGCCCGGAGGAGCUCCAGCACGAAGCUUCGUGGUCGUCGUCCUCGCCGUCAUCGCGCUCUCCGCAAUCGUCGCCGUGGCCGGCACGAAGAAGGCGCUGUCCACCGUGGACGUGGAGGAGGAGCUCGACGCGGCGCGCGCCGCGAUACGACGGGCGGCGCGGCAGCAUCGCCGCGGCGGAGGCGGAGACGUCGGCUCCGCCAACUGGCUGAGGUUCUACGGCGGCGAGGCGGACUACGACCUCCUCUCGCGCGUCUACCGCAACCCGGCGGCGUUCUACCGGAGCUACGUGGAGAUGGAGAGGCGGUUCAAGGUGUACGUGUACGAGGAAGGCGAGCCGCCCAUCCUGCACGAGGGCCCGUGCAAGAACAUCUACACCAUCGAGGGCAGCUUCAUCGAGCAGCUCGAGCUCAUGUCGCCGUCGGACGCCGGCGGCGGCGUCCGGACGUGGGACCCAACGCGCGCCCACGCCUUCUUCCUGCCGUUCAGCGUCUCCCAGAUGGUCAAGUUCGUCUACCGCCCGCCCUCCCAGGACCGCGCCCCGCUCCGCGCCAUCGUCGCCGACUACGUCCGCGUCGUCGCCGCCCGCCACCCCUUCUGGAAUCGCUCCGCCGGCGCCGACCACUUCAUGCUCUCCUGCCAUGAUUGGGGGCCAUACGCGUCGAGGGGGCAGCCGGAGCUGUACACGAACGCCAUCCGCGCGCUCUGCAACGCCAACACGUCGGAGGGGUUCCGGCCGGGGAAGGACGUGAGCGUCCCGGAGAUCAACCUCUACGACGGCGACAUGCCGCGGGAGCUCCUGGCGCCGGCGCCGGGGCUGGAGUCCCGCCCGCUCCUCGCCUUCUUCGCCGGCGGCCGGCACGGGCACGUCCGCGACCUCCUGCUCCGCCACUGGAAGGGACGGGACGCGGCCACGUUCCCGGUGUACGAGUACGACCUCCCCGCCGCCGGCGACUACUACUCGUUCAUGCGGCGCGCGCGCUUCUGCCUGUGCCCGAGCGGGCACGAGGUGGCGAGCCCGCGGGUGGUGGAGGCGAUCCAGGCCGAGUGCGUGCCCGUGGUCAUCGCCGACGGGUACGCGCUGCCGUUCGCCGACGUGCUGCGGUGGGAGGCGUUCUCGGUGGCGGUGGCGGUGGGCGACAUCCCCAGGCUGAGGGAGAGGCUGGAGAGGAUACCGGCGGCGGAGGUGGAGCGGCUCCGGCGAGGGGUGAGGCUGGUGAAGCGACACCUGAUGCUGCAGCAGCCGCCGCGGAGGCUGGACAUGUUCAACAUGAUCCUGCACUCUGUCUGGCUCAGGGGGCUCAACUUGAGACUCCACCGUUGACCUGCAAUGCAAGCAUCCCACUCCCACACAACACAGCUGGCCAACAAAGAAAGUCGAUUUUUAUCCCUCCAUGGAACAUCCCCUCAUUUUGUACAUGACAUUUAAAAAGUUAUCAAUUUAUUUUUAAAAAAAUUUGGUCAAGAUA